AUGAUAUUUAAAAAGCUAAUACCGAGUUUAAUAAUUUUAGUGAUAGCAGAAGAAGUAUGGACCCACGUUGAAAUAGAAGCCGAAGAUUACUUCUUUCCAUUAGAACCAGUAAUAAAUUUCUGCAAAAUGGCCGACCAGUGUCAGCAUGACUUUGUGGCAAUUUGCGGGCAAGAUUCUUUAGGUAUUUCUAGAAUGUUCAACGACAACUGCGAUCUAUAUGAGUACAACUGUGAUGAGAAGAAACAAUACCGCCACGUAAAGCUAGAUGUGUGCAAGUAUGAAGCAGCCGCUUCUGAGAGGGCACAGUAUAGUUAA
This is a messenger RNA of Pieris macdunnoughi, 315 nucleotides long. The record is from the annotation of a GenBank genome assembly. Lineage: Eukaryota; Metazoa; Arthropoda; Insecta; Lepidoptera; Pieridae.